GUUGUCAUCACCAGGUGUGCUUGAUGGGUAUGUCCAGACUUGCCAAAGUCUGACCGUGAUCACCACUAAAACUGAGAGCAAUGUUGAAGUUUAAAUAUGGCGGCCGUUGCCUUAUGGACAUUGGACCAGGUGAACCAAUCACCAAUCGCUGUUCCAGAAUGAACUUAUUUUUUCAGGGAAAGACUUCAUUUCCAGGUCGAAUGCAUCAGCAAUCUUGCUGCUUAUUGACCAGAGAAGGACUUCUGGAUGCAAUUUUUGUCCUGUUUAAUGAAUGUAAUAACCCUGAACUGUUAAAGGUUAAACACGUUGCCAACUUUGUGAAAAAGUACAGAGAUAUCCUGACCGAAAUGCGGGAGUUGCAGCCUUGUGCUGAUGAUUUCGAAGUGCAAAGUGUGAUUGGUCGUGGUGUCUUUGCAGAAGUGCAGGUUGUACGCGAGAAAGCCACCAACAACGUUUAUGCGAUGAAAGUGAUGAAUAAGCAAGCGCUGGUCGGACAGGAUAACGUGGUGUUUUUUGAGGAGGAAUGCAGUAUCCUGUCACGCAGCACCAGUCCCUGGCUGCCAUUAUUACAGUACAUAUUUCAGGAUAAGGCUUAUAUCUAUCUGGUAAUGGAAUACCAACCGGGAGGGGACCUAUUGGCACUCCUGAAUCGUUACGAUGAUCAGUUUGAUGAGAGUAUGGCUCAAUUCUAUCUGGCUGAGUUAGUUCUAGCCAUUCAUAGUGUUCACCAGAUGGGCUACGUUCAUAGAGAUAUCAAACCUGAGAAUAUCCUAAUUGAUCGAACAGGACAUAUUAAACUGGCAGAUUUUGGAUCAGCGGCCAAACUGACUGGAAAUAAAACGGUUAGCUCAAAGUUACCAGUUGGUACACCAGAUUUCAUGGCUCCUGAAGUACUGACUGUACUGAAUGGUGAUGGAUGUUCUUCAUAUGGUGUGGAAUGUGACUGGUGGUCUCUAGGUGUGAUUGCUUAUGAAAUGAUUUACGGGAGGUCGCCAUUUGUUGAGGGAACAUCAGCCAAAACCAUCAGUAACAUUAGAAACUUCCAGAGAACUCUGAAAUUUCCAGAAGAGCCUAAAACUAGUGAGGAAUUUUAUGACCUAUUGCAAAGUCUGCUGUGUGGGGCAAAGGAACGUUUGAACUAUGAAGGACUCAUCUGCCAUCCAUUUUUUACAAACAUCAAUUGGAACAAUAUCAGGAACAUUCCACCCCCUUUUGUACCCAAACUGGAAACUGAUGAUGAUGUGUCCAAUUUCGAUGAGCCGGAGAAAAUCUCGCGCCCGGCGAUCAAGGCACGGCCGCUGAAUAAGUCAGGUUUUACAGGAGAGGAUUUGCCAUUUGUUGGAUUAUCCUUUAACAAGACAUUGGCUGCACUCUCCUGCUCAGAGUCAGUGACAUCGAUGAUGGACUCACCAGCCAAGACUAACUCUCUGGAAAAAAAACUGCUGUUAAAGAACAAAGAACUGCAGGAAACACAGGAUACAUGUCAUAAGAUGGAUCAAGAAGUUACCCAUUUGCAACGUAAACUUUCUGAGCUGGAAACAGCACUUGAGCAAAAGCAUGUGGAACUUAAAGCAUCUGAAACCCAGAAGUCAAUCCUGGAACAAGACUUAGCCACGUAUAUAACAGAGUGUAGUAGCCUGAAGCGCAGUCUUGAACAGGCACGUGUGGAGGUAUCUCAGGAGGAUGACAAAGCACUCCAACUGUUGCAGGACAUUCAGGAACAGAGUCGCAGACUGCAAGAGAUCAAAGAACAGGAGUUCCAUGCUCAAAUGGAGGAAAUGGAGGUAACUGUACGACAGCUGGAAGAGGAUCUUGCUGCUGCCCGUCGACGGGCUGACCUCUAUGAGUCUGAACUCCGGGAUACUCGAAUUACAGCAGAUGAGUAUAGGCGGAAAGCAGCUGAAUCCCAGCAGAAACUACAGAAGACCAGAGACCAAGGAAAAGCUGAAGUUGGAGAGGUGUAUGCCAAAUUGGAAAAGAUGAAUGCAGAACAGCAGAAGAAAAUACAGGAAUUACAGGAAAAACUCGCUAAGGCAGUGAAAGCAAGCUCUGAAGCUACAGAUCUUUUACAGAAUGUGCGUCAAGCUAAAGAACGUGCAGAGAGAGAUCUUGAGAAACUACAGGGUCGUGAGAACUCCAGUGAAAGUAUCAGGAAGAAACUGGUGGAGUCUGAGGAACGCCGCAAGUCUCUGGAGAACCAAGUGAAGCGACUUGAAAUGGUAGAGCGGAGAGAAAACAAGCUAAAGGAAGAUUUGCAGACAAAAUCUCAGCAAAUCCAGCAAAUGGCUCAGAAAAUCCUGGAGUUAGAGGAGAGCUGGUGUGAGGCUCAGGCAACAACUCAACGCAUGGAAACCAAUCUUCGACAGAAAGAACAGCUCUAUGAAGAUAAAAUGAAGGUCAUGGAAGCUCAGUUGAAGAUGGGCAUUGCCAAUAAGGAGUCCUUAGAAGAUUCUCGCCUCAGGCAUGAGGAGGACUCACGUAAAAAGUGCAAACUGAUAGAUGAUCAGAAAGCGACAAUCAAUGCCAUGGAUUCGAAGAUAAAGUCUUUGGAACAGAGGGUAGCAGAACUCUCAGAGGCAAAUAAACUUGCAGCAAACAGCAGCAUCUUUACCCAGAGAAGCAUGAAGGCACAGGAGGAGAUGAUUGCAGAGCUCAGGCAGCAGAAGUUUUAUUUGGAGGCUCAGGCAGGGAAGCUGGAUGCUCACAACCAGAAACUGGAGGAACAAAUGGAUAAAAUCAACCAGGAUGAACAAAGCAGCAAGAACAAAUUGUUAGAGCUUGAAACCAAGCUCAGGGAGGCCAGCUUGGAACAUGAGCAGCAGAAAUUGGAACUGAAAAAACAGGGGAAUGAAUUGCAAUUAGCCUUGCAGGAGAAGGAGGCUCAGAUUAGGAGUCUGCAAAGCACAAAAACUGCCCUGGAGAACCAAUUGCAAAUGGCCAAGGCAGAGCUGGAAGAGACGACUGCUGAGGCAGAGGAGGAGAUCCAAUCUCUGAGGGCACACCGUGAUGAAAUUCACAACAAGUUUGAAAGCCUUCGAGAAAGUUGCACGGUUAUUUCAGAUCUGGAGGAACAGUUAAACCAAGUGAGCCAGGAAAAUGCUGAGCUGAACAACCAGAAUUACUACCUGACCAAGCAGCUGGAAGAGUUGUCUUGUGUUGGAGAUGAACGAGCCCAGCUCCGGCUGGAAAUGGGCAGGAUGCGCCAGGAGCUAUCCGACCAAGAGCUCCAGCUCAGUAACCAAAAACAGACAAUCGAGACACUGAAGACAACCUGCUCAAUGCUGGAGGAGCAGGUGAUGGAUCUGGAGACGUUGAAUGAUGAGCUUCUUGAGAAAGAACGGCAGUGGGAAACCUGGAAAGCUGAAUUUGAAGAAGAAAAAACACAACUUGAGCGGCGCAUCCAAGAAAUGAAGAAACUACUGGAUAUUGAAAAGCAGAACAGAAUGCGUGCAGACCAACGUGGCAAUGAGUCCCGGCAAGCCGUGGAACUGGCCGUGAAGGAACAUAAGGCUGAGAUCCUAACCUUACAACAUUCUUUGAAAGAGCAGAAAUUGAAGGCAGAAAGCCUUUCUGAUACGCUGAGUGACCUGGAAAAAAAGCACACCAUGCUGGAGAUGAAUGCACGUGGCCUUCAGCAGAAACUAGAAACUGAGCGAGAGCUGAAACACAGACUGAUCGAGGAGCAAACUAAACUGCAGCAGCAGCUAGAUAUGCAUAAAACACACAUCUUCCGCUUGACUCAAGGACUGCAGGAAGCCCUGGAUCAGGCUGACCUGUUGAAAACUGAACAGAGUGAUUUGGAAUACCAGAUUGCAAACAUGCAGAUGGUAUUCUCCCAUGAUAGAGUGAAGCUGGAGGGUACUAUCACACAACAAUCUAAAUUGAUUGAUUUCCUACAAUCAAAGAUGGAUCCACCAAUUAAAAAGAAAAAGAGUUUGUUUGGGCGUCGGCGUGAAGACCCUUCUCUACCUGUCCAGAUUCCCAUGCAGUACAAUGACCUGAAAGUAGCCUUAGAUAAGGAGAGAUGUCGGAAUAUGGAGCUAGAAGAUGCAUUACAGAAAAUCCGUGUCGAGCUGAAAUGUGUGCGGGAGGAAGCUGCUCAUCUAAAAACAGUGGAUCAUCAGCCACAAUCUACACCAGCCACAGCCAGGCACCAGAUCAUUAUGUCUGCUAUUGUACAGUCCCCAGAACACCAACCAAGUCCCAUCACCCUGCUGGCUCCUCCCUCUGGCCACAGAAAGGAGUCUUCCACCCCUGAAGAGUUUGGUCGGCAGUUGAAGGAACGUAUGCACCACAAUAUUCCUCAUCGUUUCACGGUUGGCCUGAACAUGAGGGCCACAAAGUGUGCUGUUUGCCUGGACACUGUACAUUUUGGUCGUCAAGCAGCAAAAUGUGCAGAAUGUCAAGUGAUGUGCCAUCCUAAAUGCUCCUCUUGCCUACCAGCAACAUGUGGGCUCCCCGCAGAAUUUGCUACACACUUCACAAAAGCAUUUUGCCGUGACAAAAUGAACUCCCCCGGUUUACAACUAAAGGAUCCAGUAGCCAAUGUGCACCUGGAAGGCUGGAUGAAGGUUCCCAGGAAUGGAAAGCGAGGGCAACAGGGCUGGGAGCGGAAGUACAUUAUCCUGGAAGGAUCAAAAGUUCUUCUUUAUGAAAAUGAUACAAUAGAUGGUAUUGCAAUUCUUGAUGACUUGCAAGAAAGUGUGUCUAGUUGGGUUGCUACCUGAUAGUAGCUAUCUUCCAUAUACAUGAACUAACAGAGGG
Messenger RNA from Rhincodon typus (whale shark), 4764 nucleotides. It is a transcript of the gene cita, whose product is annotated as citron rho-interacting serine/threonine kinase a. Gene Ontology annotation, cellular component: cytoplasm; cytoskeleton. Gene Ontology annotation, molecular function: protein serine/threonine kinase activity; ATP binding. Gene Ontology annotation, biological process: actomyosin structure organization; peptidyl-threonine phosphorylation; mitotic cytokinesis. The coding region runs from base 81 to 4727 and encodes 1548 amino acids. The transcript has 36 exons. The record is from RefSeq and is a predicted model, not a curated record. NCBI's taxonomy places the organism in Eukaryota, Metazoa, Chordata, Chondrichthyes, Orectolobiformes, Rhincodontidae.